AUGCCUCCCGAGCCCUUCCGCUUCACGGGUCUCCCGAGCGAGCUCCGUAACCGCGUCUACAAACUGCUGCUGUGCGACGUGGAGGAGCCCGAGGACUACACCAAUUCGGAGAAUGUGCCUGAGACCAUCGCCAGGGCCAAGCACAAUGUGCAGACAUCGAUCCUUGCCGUGAACCGCCAAAUCCACACCGAGGCAAAGGAUGUCCUCUACAGAGAAAUCAAGUUCGUCAGGUUUGGCGCCACUAUGGAGGUGCCAAAUAUUCACGUGUUGAAAUCUCUCGUCAAAAACAGAUGCGUCCCGGUCUUUACUAUGGACAAGAAUGUGGUUGGCAGAUUCAGUGGCCACGUCCUGUCCUACACACUCGUGCAACAUUUGACAGAGCUUCCCUGUUCCUCCUUCUCCUGUUUGAUCACUCACCGCGACCUUGAUCUCUUUUGUCGCGCUCUCGGCCAUGCAGAGGCCGCAAUCCCGGGGUUCUGGUCGGCGGUCAGCCACACCAUCACUAUGUGCGCUCCGUAUCAAAUCCCCCCCUCUGCUGCAAAAAUUCACCAAGAAACACUUCUCGCGCCGCUCCGUCGACACCUCCGUGGGCUCGAGGACGUUGUCGUCCAGGGCGAGGUCGACGAGGCUCUUGCCACAGCCGUGGCUGACCAGCUCAAAUCCUACGUGAUUGAGGAGCCUGAGGUACUCCUCGAAAAGGUGAGGGCCCUCAAAGAGGCUGGAACUGUAUAUUUCAGGCAGGGAGAUUCUCGCUUGUGCAGCGAGUCCUGGUCCAGGGCAUGCAACGAAAUCAGGCGUGUCCGCGGCGGAGCCAUGUGGGCGACCCUUGUUUCCGAUCCUGAGUUCGUCAGGGACCUGGCUGAGCUCUAUUUCAUCUUGAAUAUCAAUCUGUCCCAAAACACCAUUAAAGAUAUGGAUGGGAGCCUGUUCCACCCGGAACUUGCCCCGCGACAGGCAAGUAUGUCGCUGCUCGCACUGCGCAACGCCUAUCAGGGACUGGCUGGCUGCAAGAUGUACUGGCAGCCCAGCGAUGCGCAAAUGGCAAAGCUUUUGUUUAGGAAAGCAAAGACCCACAGGCUUUCCAAUGAUUAUGCCGACGCUUUUGAGACUAUCGAGCUUGCAGAAAACCUACUGCCUGACGAUGAAGCGAUCCAGGAAGAGAAGCAGAUUAUCGAGAAUGCCAUAAGCGGCAUUGAGAUAGCUUAG
This is a messenger RNA of Clonostachys byssicola, 1206 nucleotides long. Lineage: Eukaryota; Fungi; Ascomycota; Sordariomycetes; Hypocreales; Bionectriaceae. The record is from the annotation of a GenBank genome assembly.